AAACACUAUCUUCCCGGACAAAUGGGCCUUCCGCCAGCUAAGACGAGAUUUCUUCUUUCGAAUUUAGAGUGAAGAUUUCGAGGAAUACACAUUAAAUCUUCCGUCUUGGACUUACAACUUUUAGUCACCGAAAAUGAAACCGUUUCGAACAGACCAUGCUGUCCAUAGCUUUUGGCGGGAAGUUUAAAUUUUAAUAUUAAUACAGGAAGAGAUUUUAGUUUUGGAUAUUCCACAAGAUAACUUUUAGAUUGUCAAUGCGAUUUUGACAUAAUAUUAUUGAUAACUGAAAACUCCAUGAGAUUAUUUUUCUAAACAACCUGAGAGGCUUUCAAGACCAACAUGACAUUCCGCAAGACUGAUCAUAUGACCAAAUGCGCCAAGUGUCGUUACUACUGCCGUGCUGGCUCAACCUUUAUAUUUUCGCACAUAGGCUUAUGCAGCCUCGUUUUUGGCUACACUGUCAUGGGAGCUUUCACCUUCAUGGCUCUUGAAGCUGAAAAUGAGCGCCAGAAGAGGAUUCAAAUGAGGGAAGAGGAAGAACAUCUUAUCGAACAGCUUUGGUUAUUGACUGUAAGUGGAGAAAUUAUCAACGAGAGUAUCUGGUUUGAAAAUGCCACGGCAACACUCAAGAAAUAUGAGAUGAGUUUAGUGAAAGCUAUGAAGAAGGAUGGCUAUGAUGGCAAUGAUGAUAUUACAACGCAACAGUGGUCUUUUUCUGGAGCUUUACUCUAUUCUGUCAUAGUUAUCACAACGAUCGGUUAUGGCAACAUCGCGCCAAAAACAAACACGGGAAAGAUAGUGACUAUCUUAUAUGCCAUUGUGGGAAUUCCUUUACUUCUUUUGUGCCUUUCAAACAUAGGAGAUGCCAUGGCUCAUUCUUUUAAGUUCAUAUAUUGGAAAGUGUGUUGCUAUUUAUGUUCUAGUCCAAAAACCCAUCAUCACAGAAGAAGUCGAUCCAACAGAUCUAGUCGAUAUCCAUCAGAAGCUAGAACUCUUCAAGGGGCAAUUGGUGGACGAGAUUUGGAACCUUUCAGCCCUCUCAGUUCGUAUAAUGGUCAAUUAAAUAGUAUGGAUAGACAGAGGGGAUACCUUACUUCUAGUUCAUUACACCAUUCACUGCCUAGACAAGCCCAGUACCAUACUUCAAGAGAAGCUGAAGUAUCAGAUGCAUACACGGUUCCAAUAAUAUCCAACAAGUACGCAUUGCACCCAAUGGAAAGUGCUGACAUUCCCGAUCAUCCAAUGCACCGCUACAACGCCCUCGAUUCCUCGCCCUAUCGGUCUGGUGGAACCAUAGUUAGACAACCAACUUCAGUCACCAACAGAAUUCAAGAACCACUGUCUGCAUUUACACCUUUGAACGAUGAACUAAGCUUCGAGGCAACUUCUACAAUCAGCAGCGAGAAAGACGACGACGAGCAAGAAGUUAGCGUACCCAUCACCCUUUGUAUUUCUAUAGUAGUUGGGUAUAUUUGUGGUGGUGCCAUUUUAUUUUCGUACUGGGAGGGUUGGGACUAUUCAGAUAGUUGCUAUUUCUGUUUCAUAACUUUGACGACAAUAGGAUUUGGUGACAUGGUGCCGGGAACUGCAGUUUUGUCAGAGGAGUCACAGUUGGCUUUAGGAUUGUGCUCUUUAUACCUACUUUUUGGAAUGGCCCUUUUAGCCAUGUCUUUUAACUUAGUACAAGAAGAGGUCACUAAAUCAGUUCGAACGAUAGGUAAAAGAAUUGGUAUUUUGUCAGAUGAAGAUGACGACGAUGAUGAAAUAUGAGCUACUUUAAUACACAGUACACCGUAAAAGUACCUGGACUCGGUGUGCCGGUACUUUUUAUAAUAAAGUCCAUUUUUACCAGAACAUAUUACGGAACAAAAAAUCUGAUAUAGCGUAAUUUUAACAGCAUUAAUUCCCCUAAAAUCCCUGAAUCACUCUAAUUAAAUAAAUAUUAUGAAACAGUAUAAUUGUAAAUAUUAUGGUAAAAUAUUUUACUAUAAAAAUGGAUUUUACGGAUGAUGCAGGUACUUUAUAUCCUACUUUGAUCCGGAAUUUUUUAUAGUGUACGGCAACUCUAGUCCUGUUUGUGUACUUGUUGAACUUUCACAAACUUGUUUUUGUAUUUUAGUUUUAUGAAAGAAUUAUUUGAACGUUUGUAUAGCAAUGUUUCGUUAGACCUUUUCUGAUAUUUCGUAGUAAUAACGAAAUCAUUUUAAAUUGUUUUUGAAACUGUAAUUCGUCCAUCUGUAUCGAAGAUAAUGUUUUUAAAGCCCAAUUAUCAAAUUUUUUAUUUAAAAAAUCUCUGUGUUUGUUCAAAUAUUUUUCGAAACUUUACAAAUAUUAAAUAUUAAUUUCUAAUGAGUUUUGAUGGUGGAAUGCAUAUUCGUUUUAGGUACAUACAUUUUAUCAAAGUGUUUAAACCAAUCUUGGCAUCAUUAUUAUUAAAAAAAAUCUGUACUCUGGUAUUCAAAAUUAUUUGAAUUAAAUGCAAUUUCGUACUAAACACAAUUAUAUAUUAUCAAUUUUAUAUUCCUAUUAUCUAUUUAAUAUUUCUAUUAUCUUUUUCAUAUUCGUAUUGCCUAAUUAAUAUGUUUAAAUGCAUUCUUACUGUUCUUAAAAUAAAUAAAGUUUAUAAUAAUUCUUAUAAAUAUUUAUAAUAAUAUGUGUACGUACUUAUAUUUCCAUAUCAAACUUAGAUACGAUUAUUAAACACAAUUAUAUAUACCAAGAAUAUUUAAAUAUAAUAGCAACAUAAAUGUUGCUAUAAUAUUUAAUAUUUAUAUAAUAUUAAUAAUAUUUAUAUAGCAACAAACAGUGCUAGCAACAUAAAUUCAUAAUUUUAAAAUAUUAUAGCUAGCAACAUAAAGCAAUAUUAUAUACAAUAUUAAGCAAGGCUUACAAUAGACAUGAAAAAUUGUUCCGUCAUAAAAUUGCAACUGUUUUAAUUUUGUUAUAUUUGAAAUAAAACUUUUCAAACACUGA
Parasteatoda tepidariorum (common house spider) is the source of this 2973-nucleotide messenger RNA. Its product is annotated as potassium channel subfamily K member 18. NCBI's taxonomy places the organism in Eukaryota, Metazoa, Arthropoda, Arachnida, Araneae, Theridiidae. Gene Ontology annotation, cellular component: plasma membrane. The record is from RefSeq and is a predicted model, not a curated record. Gene Ontology annotation, biological process: stabilization of membrane potential; potassium ion transmembrane transport. Gene Ontology annotation, molecular function: potassium ion leak channel activity; outward rectifier potassium channel activity.